This is a messenger RNA of Prosopis cineraria, 7207 nucleotides long. RefSeq names its product pentatricopeptide repeat-containing protein At1g71210, mitochondrial. NCBI's taxonomy places the organism in Eukaryota, Viridiplantae, Streptophyta, Magnoliopsida, Fabales, Fabaceae. The coding region runs from base 888 to 3566 and encodes 892 amino acids. The transcript has 2 exons. Gene Ontology annotation, molecular function: protein binding. The record is from RefSeq and is a predicted model, not a curated record.
AGCAGAGAAAUCUGCCCUUAGAUUUUCCUCAGCGCGAAAAAUAGCCGCUGGCACGCGGAGAGAGAUGAGUCGCACGCAGGAGAGGGGAGCAGGUGCGGCAAGCAGGUGAAACUUGAUGAAGUCCAGCAAAGUCAGGCAAAUAGAGCAAUAAAGAAGCCUCCUGUAGCCGGCGAUUCAGGAAGAAAAAUAAAAAGGAAGGCAGUGAUGCGGAAGCGUGUAAGAUUGGGGAAACGAAGGGCGGUGAGUCAUGAUGAUUUUCGAAUAUCCAACCCCCUUCUGCCUAUAUAAGAACAACAAAGCAUUUUGAUGGGGGUUCUGAACGGUGAGAACUCAAGACAGAUUCAGGGAGAGUUGAAGAGAGGUCAAGUUUGAAGAGAGACCCGAGUUUGGAGAGGGAAAGAGAUCUGAGUUCGAAAGAGAGAACAAAGAAUAAGAGUAGAGGAUGUUGCGCGAUUGAGGCAUUAGGAGGGAGAGGCGAUUAGACAUUGAGGGCUAGAGGAGAGCGAUUCGACAUUUACAGAAGCAGAGCACGCAGCUGAAGAGGUAGACCGGAUAUUCAAAGGAGAGAGGACUGAUUGAAGGCGCACAUCUCUGUUAAAAGAUUUUGCUCUGCUAUUGAUUUUCUUUUUAAACAAGCAAAAAAAGAUGUGUGAAGCCAACAAAAAAGAGAGUUGAGAUAGAUAUGAUCUCUAUGCAAGUGGUGUCUUCCUCAAGAUUAGUUCGGGAGGCUGAUGCAGUGACCUAGCUGUUCCAAAGUGCACCUUGGCUUCUUCUCCAACUCUGUCUAUGGUUCCUGUUUGAUCCUCAACAAGUGAAAUCGGAGAAGCUGGUUCCUUUGCUUCUUCUUUCUUCCUUCUUCGAUUGAUAACUGUGAAUUCCCAACUUCAAUGCUCAGAAACAUGAUGCUAAUACCCCUGAAAGAUGUGACCAGAUCACGAACUCUUCUCUCCUCAAUCCUCACACUCUGUCACCCUUUAUCUGCUUCCAUUACUACUUCUCUUUGUUGUACUUGCUCUUAUUCUUCUCCUUUUUCUGGUUUUGAGAGUCCAUGCAAUUUUGGACCAUUCUACAAUAAUAUCAAGAAUCGACCAGUGGACAUUGCGGGUUCCUUCAAGAAUUGGUUCAAGAGCGGGAACAAUGAGGUACUGGCUAGAAUCUAUGAAAUCCUGAAUGCUCGGGGUAAUGAAGAAGACAGUGGUGAUUUAACACUUCAUGCCACUGACUUGGCUCUUAAACAGUUGGGUCUUCCACUGACGGAAAGCUUUGUCUUGGAGGUUCUUGCCUAUGGUAGGGACGUUUUGUCUUGCCUCAAGUUCUUUGAUUGGGCUGGACGUCAACCUGGGUUCUUCCAUACCCGUGCCACCUAUACUGCCAUUUUUAAGAUUCUCUCGAAGGCUAAGCUCAUGUCAGUGAUGUUUGAAUUCCUUGAGACGCAUGAGAAGCAAAGGCUCCAUCAGAGAGCAAGAUUUUAUGAUACUUUGAUUAUAGGUUAUGCAGUUGCUCGAAAGCCAGAUAGAGCCCUUAAUCUAUUUGGUAGAAUGCGGUUCCAAGGACUGGACCUGAAUAGUUUUGGAUAUCACGUCUUGUUGAACUCCUUAGCAGAGAAUAAUUCUUAUGGUGGGUUUGAAACUAUUUUGGAAGAGAUUCGAUUGCGAGGUCACGAGAAUCAGAUUACACAUUCCUUAGUAAUGAAAUACUACUGUCUGCGGAUGCGGUUAUAUGAGGCAGAAGAAUAUCUUAAUUCACUGAUGCAUAGUGGGAAAGUUUUGCUUGGGCCUGAGGUGAGGGUUCUUCUUGGUACACUGUAUGAGAAUAAUAUGUUUGAACGGGCUGAAAAAUUGAUUCAGGAAUUUGGGAACUCAGGUUUGGUUUCGAAUGAGACUGCUAUUGGUGAGUGGAUAUGUCAUCUUGUUCGGGCUGGAAGAUUGGAUGAGGCUUUGGCAUUUUUCCAAGAUAAGCAAUCUUCAGAGGGUUAUAUUCCUGGCUUGUUCCAAUAUAACAUUUUAAUAAGCAGGCUCUUGAAGAAGAACCAACUCCAUGAUGUGUAUGAUUUGUUAAUGGAAAUGAAGGACAAUCACAUUACCCCGGAUAUGAUUACCAUGAAUAUUGUUUUGUGCUUCUUUUGUAAAGCAGGAAUGGUAGAUGUUGCACUUGAAUUGUACAAUUCAAGAUGUCAGUUUGGACUCUCUCCAAGUCUAUGGGCUUACAACCGUUUGAUUUGUGCCUUAUGUGGGGCUGGGAGUGUUGACGAAGCAUAUGGUAUUUUCAAAAAAUUAGUUGAUGAAGGUUAUUUUCUUAAUAGAAAAACCUUUUAUGUAGUUGCCAAUGCAUUAUUUAGAGAGUCUAAGGUUGAUGAGAUGGAGGAGUUGCUAAUUCUUGCCUUGGAGAGGAAUUUUUUGCCUAGUGCUUCUACAUAUAACAAGUUGAUAUCGGCUCUAUGCCAGGUAGGCCGUUUACAAGAUGGCUAUUUAAUACAUGGACAAAUGAACAACAUAGCUACUCAAAAGGCUUACAUUAGAUUGAUUACCGGUUUCUCUAAGUCAAAUAGGGGAGAUAUUGCUGCUCGGCUUCUUGUUGAAAUGCGACAGAAGGGUUUUGUCCCAUCAGAUGCAGUAUAUACAGUUGUUCUCCGUUCUUUACUUAAAGGGGAUAAUCCAAACACUUAUUUUCUUAGUUUAUUAGAAACAUUGGCUGGUUGUGGAAAGCUAAAAGAGAUUUGUAGACUUUUUAGUGAUGAAGCUGCUGUGGCCAAGAAGCCUGAGCUGGUCAUGGAAGUACUAAAGCUUAAGCAAAGAUAUGGCAUUAGUCUGAAUUUGGAUUCUUACAUGCUUAUGUUGCGGACUUAUUUAAGAAGUGAUAGAAUGUUGGACGCUUUAAAUUUGUUUAAUGAUUUGAGGAGACAUGGUGUCCAGAAUAGAAGAUUAUAUAAUAACCUUAUUAUUGGUCUCUGCAGGUUCAAGAGAACAGACAUGGCACUUAAGUUAUUGUCAGAAAUGAUGAUUGAUAAAUUGACUCCAAGUGUUGGUUGCUAUGAAAAUCUUGUUCAGAGUCUUUGCCGGGAGAAAAGAUAUUCUGAAGCUAUAAAUCUUGUUAAUGACUAUGAGAAAAUGGGACGUUGCUUAACCUCUUCUAUGGGUAAUGAACUUCUACGGCAUUCUUUGCGAGCACCAGAAAUCUAUGAUAUUUGUGUUCGUUUGAGAGGAGUCAGAGAGGAGGAGUUUUCUGGCAGCUCAAUGCUUAGCCUCAUAAUUGGUGUAUUUUCUGGUCGUCUUAGAGUAAACCUCCAUUCAGAGAACUUGGAAGAACUGAUAGAGAAGUGCUUUCCACUUGACAGAUACACCUACAAUCUGUUGUUGCAAAGAGCUAGCUGGAGUGAGAUUGACCAUGUUUGUGAGUUGUUUGAUCGGAUGUGUCAUAAGGGUCAUUGUCCUAAUCAGUUCACUUAUAACAUCAUGUUACGUGCUUUCUUAAAGCAUGGGAGGAAGGAAGAGGCUAAGCUGUGGUUUGAAGAAAUGCUCAGAAAUGGGUUUCGUCCGGCAAUUGAUACUAGAGUUUUUUUAUUGUAAGGGGUAUCAAUUAGAGUGAUUGAUCAGUUCUUCUGUUAAAGAUGCAAAAUAAUCCACACAACUUUGGUAAGGAUGUCAUGUAUUCUUGAAACAAAUUGAUUACAUUGGAUGCAGCGGUCUUAAUUUAUGAUUUAUUCUGAGUCAUCUAAAAUCAUGUGAUGCAUCUUUUAAUUGCCCCUUUCCUUUGGAGACAUUUGUUAGGAAUGAAAUUUGACUGCAACAUGUAAUCUCUCAAACUAUUUUCCCUUCAAAACCAUCCCAAUACAAUUGCACAGGCCAAUUUCAAAUGCAACCAUCACUAUGAUUAUAAUCAUGAUCGGCUCAAGUUAGGUUGAAUUGAACCAGAUUGGUAGCAUUCCUCUUCUACACAUGAUGACGACACAUGUCAUUUUCCUGGUAUUAUAUUUAACGGUGAAUGUUUAUGAUUGGCGUUCACAAACAAUUAAUUCUAGAAAAUUGUUGCAAGCAAAUGCUAACUUGGUUUUAAAUUAACUUUGGACAUGGAAGCUGUCUUCAAUUUUCUCUCUCUAUUAAUAUCCUUGUGGAGAAUCAAUUUGCUUUGCACACUGCUUGACCAUGAAUACUUUAUCGAUUUAUUUUUUUUUAUGUUUCCAAAUUAUGAAUAUAAAUGUUAAUUUUAUUUUAUUUUAUAUAUUUGAUUGAUGGUGAUCGCAGUAUUUCUGCAAAUGAGUAUCCCUUAUAAAAGAGUGGCAUAAGGAUUUACUCUUCAAUUCUCUCUCUCUCUCUCUCUCUCUCUCUCUCCAUAGCUUUUUUUCCCGCCGGUAAACUGCUGCUCUUUGUGAAUGCAUCUCUGGCCUCAUUUAUUUGAUGGUUUUAAAUUAUGAUCCACUGCUGUAUUUUUUCUGUGCUGAUGAGUGUGGAUGGAAAUCUUUUGGUUUGCCCAUUUCAAGAAAGGUUCCGAUAUAAAGAGUUCAGAAAUCUUUAGAAACAAUUAAAGGCAUUCUCUUGUUUUGAUUGUUUCUUUAUUUUCAUGGAAAUUUCUAUGAAGUUAUUAAGAAUUUUAGCUGUUAUCCACCAACAGAGGUUGUGUGCAAUCUGAUGUUUAGAUCAAACGCUCGAAAUAUAGUUGUUGCUUCCUUUGCCUAUGGAAUUGAAAGGUAGAUCAGGUAACACUAGGUUUGGAUAUGGCUCAAUUUGCCCUAGGUGUUUUUUUUUUGUUUUUUAUAAUAAUUGAAAUUGACGGAGAUGGAGUUCCAAUUUUUGCAAACAAGAUUUCAAAAAUGUAAAAAGAUGCAGACUGAAGUCAACUAGUUAUCUGAGACAUGUUAUGCAGGAGGUAAAGUUUAUUUCACAAUGAGGGCGUGCCUGUAUAAUUUGAGCAGAUAUCUUGCUAUUUUUCAUUUGAUACUGCGUAUUUGUUCUCAACAGAAGCUAGUGAGUCCUGUUCAUUGCACGGGGAUUUAAAAAUAAGCCGUACUGUUUAUGAUUAAAUAGUACUUGUUGGAGUUUUUUAUAUCAACUCUACAUAUACCAAUCUCAUGGAAAAGCAUUCUGAUUGGUCAAUUUGUUUUUCUAUCAUUGGUCCAUUAACUUUGGCUUUAGUUUAAUUCUCCCUCCUCAUUGGUUGAUAUCUUUGGUGGGUGGCAAAUUCUGAAUUUUUAUUGGUGGGUUUUAUUAUAUUUAUAUCAUUUUUCAUUCGUUCCCUCUUCGUUUUUCAAAUUUCAAAUCAAAGUUUCCAAUUUUCUUGCUAGCAAUAACUUUCAUUGUCAUCUCCAUUAUGGCCAUCAUCCCAUCCGAUUCCCCAUGCACUUUUCAGUUUCAAAUUUUAAAUUAAUGGUCUUCAAGUAAGCAUAGAAGACCCCACAUUCUCGAUCUCAUGGAAGAAUCUGGAGCGGAGAAAGUGCAGAUGCCAACUCAACUAGUCCAUCACUACCCCUUUCUUUCUUCCAGCCACUGUCGUCUACAUUUAUGGCAUUGACAGGUGGGGAAGACAAGCCCUCUUCCUUUGACUUCUCACCAGACAUCCUUCUCUUCAUCGAAUAUUGAGCCUGGCCAUAGAUGCCUGCUCCAUCCUCUUUUGAUUAGCGGUUUUUGUUCUCCAUUCUCAUCGUUGCCACUGGGUUGGUAAUGGGUGAGAGAUUCCCAUUAUUGCAUAUUUAUUUUCUAUAUUGGUUUUUUAUAUUCAUAAUUUUGACUUCAUCUUCCAUAAUUUCUUUUCCAUUACUUUUUUCCCCUGCUCAUCUUGUCCUCCCUGCUCAUCGUCAUAUCUCCAUUGUUUUACAGUGCUGCUAUUAUUACUGCUUGCUUUGAUGGAACUUGCAAGGUUUGUAUAUUCCACCCCUUCCCCAAUCAAAUUCGUUUCCUCUAUUUGUCCGUGAAUAGUCUCAUUGGUUUAAAUUUGAAAAUUUUCAUUAGCUUCUUGAUGGCUGUUCUUCUGCUUGAGAUUGCGGUUCGGGGUUGUACUAUUUCUCCUGCCGUCUUGGAUUCUCGGGUUCUAGGUGCAUAAGAUAGGCACGGAUUAAAUGAAUUUGAUUGGUUCUUUAAUUUAUCUCUGACUUUACGGCAUAGUUGAAGCUGACCUCGAGGCAUCUGUUGAGGUCAGUUUCUCAUUUUUAUUAUGUUCAGGUCCUUAUUUUUCUUCAUCCUUUAAUUGAUCUAGAAACUCAAGGAAGGGUCAGUGUUGUGUGGUUCUUUUUUUUUUUUUUUUUUUUAAUUCAGUGAGUUUGGUGGGCAAAACGAUAAAUGCAGCAAUGUACAUAGGUGGAAACUUUCAGGGAAAUUCUUGCUCCAACUGAUGGAAAUUCUUUAAAUGCAGUAAUAUAGUUCAUUGUUAAUUUAUAUAUAGUGGUGUUGAAAUUAAUUUGAUGAUAUUGGUUAUAUAAUUGUCUUUUAUCCACUAUCUUUUCACUGUAUAGGUUCUUAAAAGCAAGGAAAUUUGGUAUUGAAAAGGCAAAGUUGGAGGAAAGAUUUUGGUGCCGACACCAUUAGGGAGGUAAAAAUAGAUAUUAUGUGCAAAAUAUUUACUUGACUUCUGUCAAUAAAAAUUUAGGGGACAAGACUCUAACUUUCAGUGAAUGAUAUUUUCUGCACCCUUCAUGUUUAAUAUUUUGUUUUCUACACAUUUCAAACAUUAAAACAUGUUCUCAUAGAUGAGAAAAACAUGUUCAUGAUUUUCAACCAUUUUGUUUUGGAGAUCCUUAAAGUUAAGAGUUCCCAUCUUCAGUGCUAUCAAUGGACCCUGUGACUGGAGCUGUUUCAGCGGGAAAUACAAUUAGUAAGCAAGCAAUUCAUUUCAGAAAAGGAGUACACCCUGUCUCAACAGUUCUACUUAUAUUGCAAGUUAAGAUAUCUGUUAUAAUUGUUUCAAUGUGUUGCAGGUUAGGAUUCAUAGAUUUCUGGGAAAGACUAGAGGGCACAAGGGUAAGAAGACAGUGGCUGUGCUGAGGAUGGCCUUAACAAUGAUAAAGAAGAGAUAAGGAAACGUGUAAAUAGUUUGAUCAGGAGGAAAAGAGAGAGGAAUUUAGUCCUUGGGGGAGUGAUACCCAUGCAAAGGUUUGUGCCCAUGUCUGCGUGUCAUUAAUCAUUUUUUUUUUUUGGCUUUAAAACUGUAAUUUAAUUAGUGAACCUAAUGAAAUGUGCAGCUGGGAUGUGGAUUAAUACAAUUAUUAAUUAUUGAUUGA